AUGGGCAAGAAGUAUUCACCAAAACAACCGAAUAGCAGUAGCAGUAGCAGGAGCAGUAGCAAGAGCAGCUGCAGCUACCAUGUUUGUUCCUCUCACCAACAGUUGCAGCAGCACAAGCCAUUGCUUGCUCAAAAGGCUUCUGCAAAGAAGGCAAAGACAGGUCCUGUCAAGGAGCCCAGGAAAAAAGGAACUAUUGCUGGGGCAAUUGCUUUGAUCAUUGGUACUAGUAUAGGCUCAGGGAUCCUUGCACUCCCAGAAAAAGCAUCUCCAGCAGGAUUGCUUCCAAGUUCAAUAUCCAUAGUGGUAUGUUGGGGGUUUCUCCUAAUUGACGCCCUUUUGCUUGUUGAAAUCAAUGUGAGCAUGAGGAGGAAGCAGGGGAAGGAAGACAGAGAGAAUGAAUUGGAGGUCAUUUCCAUUAGGACUAUGGCACAAGAGACUCUAGGAGAUUGGGGUGGAACUUUAGUCACUGUGAUUUAUAUUUUCUUGGGCUAUACUUCAGUCAUUGCUUAUAGUUCCAAGUCUGGAGAGAUCCUCUUCCAUUUGAUCAAUCUCCCAGCUCCAGUUUCAGGCUUCUUUUUUACUUCACUUUUUACUCUGCUCAUUGCCAUAGGCGGGACUCGAGCUACUGAUCAAGUUAACCAACUGCUCACUGCUUCCAUGAUAGGUUUACUACUAGCAAUAGAGGUGCUGGCAGUUAUGAUUGGAGGAUGGUCAGGACUAGAGGGAACUGGAGACUGGGGCAAAGUGCCGGCUACAAUACCUGUGAUAAUCUUUUCUUUGGUGUAUCAUGACCUUGCACCUGUUCUUUGUGCUUAUUUGGGCGGUGAUCUCACACGCUUAAGGAUUUCAGUAUUUCUUGGUAGUCUUGUUCCAUUGCUAGCAUUGCUUGUUUGGGAUGCAAUUGCACUUGGCCUCUCUGCCCAUGCUGAUCAAGUUGUUGACCCUGUUGAAUUGCUUAUGAGGGUGAGAUGGAGUGGGGUUUCAUAUAUGGUAGAAGUUUUCUCACUCCUUGCAGUUGGAACAUCACUAAUUGGGACCCUUCUAGGCUUCUCGGAAUUUUUCAAGGAACAACUUAAUAACCUAUCAUGGAAUUCUCCCCUCACACAAACACUCCAGAAACCAAACAUCUCCGUUGAGCUGAGAAAAUGGUGGGGAAGGAAUAAAGUUAGCUUCACAGCAGUGGCAAUGGUUGUUGGUCCAUCUCUUAUCGUGUCAACUAGCGUUCCAGAUGCAUUCUCCUCUGCCACAGACAUUGCUGGAGGCUACUGUAUGACAAUGCUAUAUGGAGUUCUGCCACCAGCAAUGGCUUGGGCAAUGCACAAUAAUGAACGUGAAAAUGGUGAGCAAAAGACUUUAUCAAGAGCAAGGCCUGUACUUCUUGGGGUAGGACUAUUCGCUUUCGCAAUAGUGGCCGAGCAAAUCCUGCAAGAUAUCCUCACAUUUCGUUCCUAG
Messenger RNA from Prunus armeniaca (apricot), 1452 nucleotides. Lineage: Eukaryota; Viridiplantae; Streptophyta; Magnoliopsida; Rosales; Rosaceae. The record is from the annotation of a GenBank genome assembly.